UUAUAAAAUAUUCUUUAAAAUGUAAUAAUAAUAUAAUAAAUUUUUAACACUAUUAAUAUUCCAUUAGUAAAUGGAUGUGUAUGAGACUGAGUCUGAAUUUAAGUCUAUACCAAUUCUUCCUCAGUUAAUUUCCCUGGGAAUUAACCAUUCCCUAUGCAUUUCCAGAACAAACGCCUCUGCAAACUCCUCAAGAAGUAGAAAAAAAUCUGACGACGGGAAACAGACUGCCUCAUAUCUAAAUGUCUUAUCUUGGGGAAAAGUACCCUUCAAUUGCCUGGGCCAGGGUGUAGAAGUUAACACAUCUGAGUUUCCGAGAGUUAUUCCAUUCUUCAGUGGCAGGAGAGUAACUCAAGUCUCAUGUGGAGAUUACCAUUCCGCAGUGUUGGUCUGUUCCUCAAGGGAGAAUAUUAAUGCCGGAACUGUGUUCACAUUUGGAUUAGGGAACUCUGGAAGACUGGGAUAUCACAUUGACACUAACUCUGAAAUCAUUUCUCAGCAAAUUGGCACAGAUGACAAGGAUGAGCCGUCAUGGUGUACUCCAGUGCCUCAACCCGUAGGAAUGUCAAUAGGCCUAAGAAAUAACGUAGUAACAAUCUCCUGCGGUGCAAAUCAUACCCUAGUAACCACUGCAGAUGGGUAUUUGUACGCCUGGGGAGUUGGCGCCCAUGGCGUACUCGGGAACGGAUCUGUAGCUAACAGAUACAUCCCAGUCAAAGUUAUCUUCCCCCAAGAUACUUUCAUUUCAAAGUGUGCCGCAGGUGCCAGACACUCUAUGGCAUUGGAUAUUAAAGGGAACAUAUGGUCUUGGGGCUACGGAGGUAUUGUCCACAGUAUUUUCCACAUUAUCCAUAGAAAUGGUAGACUGGGAUUGGGAAGUACUAGAAGUUGUUUUACGCCUAAUUUGAUUGAGAUUUUUGAUACGUACGAGGUGUUUCAGAUUUCCUGUGGUGACUCGCACAGCGCUUGUCUGGACAGAUUUGGCACAGUUUACACUUGGGGCUCUUGCAGAGGAGGGAAACUUGGUCUAGGAAAUAUAUUAUCGGACGUCCUAGAACCAACCAUCGUACAGUCACUCAAAGGAAUACAUAUCAUACAAGUAUCAUGUGGUAGUGGAAAUACGUUGGCGUUAUCAUCGAGUGGAAAGAUAUACCAGUGGGGAUCUACAUUGGGAUUUAAUAAGCAAACUGAUGGAUUAAUUUCACAUACUGUUUAUUCGCCCGAGCCUGUAGCUGAAACUGGGUUUAAGAACAUAUUUGUAACCUCAGGACCGUAUAGUUUUGCUGCAAUUAACAUCUUUGGUGAUCUCUUAACUUGGGGAUUAGGGACAGGGUAUAGACUAGGUCAUGGUGAUUCCAAAGAUCAUGUGAUACCUAAAUUCGUAUCAUAUUUGAGGACUCGGGUGUAUAUUGACAAUUUGCUUAAAACAUACGAUGAGGCUGCGUUUAAGGUUGAGGAUACUGUUGAAAAGACUGUGAACCCUUAUGACGAGCGUAGAAUACAGCAAAUAGCUGUGGGUGAUGCUCACGGAGCACUUUUAACUUGUAACGGAACAGUUUACACUUGGGGUGCCAAUAACGGCACCGGCUGUAACUCUACCACAGAACCCCUAGAAAACUACUGUGAACCGAUUUUGUUUAACCACUUUUCGUCAAAAAUAACUAAAAUCGCGUGCGGAUCAAGUCAUACACUUGCCGUGACUAUUAACGGACUACUCUUCUCUUGGGGCUCCAAUGAAUCUGGACAACUCGGACACGGUGAUUUGAGGAGUCGAGUGGUUCCAGACAGUGUGAGUAACAUUGAGAAUUGUAUAAAUGUAUUUGCUGGGAUAGAUAACAGCGGUUGCAUUUGCUCAGUAAGUCACGAGAACAUGAUGAAAGACGAGUAUGGCACACUCUGGGUCUUUGGCUCGUCAACCUGUGGUAAAUUAGGCCUCGGUGAGAACAUGACCUCAGCAGUCAUGACUCCCAGAGAAGUUAAUAUAACAGGAGUACACUCUGUGGCUCUAGGACCAAUGCACUCUUUGGCUUUGACUAGUGACGGCACACUUUACGCUGCGGGUGCAGGUUCCGGAGGAAGGCUUGGGACUGGAAAUACGACAAAUUCCUUCACAUUUGUCCAGGUUAAAACUGAUCAUAAGUUUGUGGCAGUCGGUGCUGGAGCCUCACACUCACUUGCGAUUUCCAUGGAAAAUGACCUCUACGGCUGGGGAGAGGGGAAGUAUUUAACUUUUGACGAAGAUGUUCUAGAACCUACGAUUAUUAAUACUAUUCCCUCCACCACGGGACAGGCUAAAGUUGUCGCACUCGCAGUCGCAGCCAAUCAUUCCCUCGUUUUAUCACAAUCCGGAAAUUUGUCUGGUUUUGGGGAUAAUUCGUAUGGCCAGUUGGGGGUUUUCCUUAGCAUGAAAAGCUCUGCGAAUAACUUUAUUAAAAUGCCUCUCCCAGUAAAUGUACAAGGGAACAUCGUCUGCGUCGCUACUUCUCGUUAUUUCUCUUCCUGCUCCAAUUUAGGGGGAGAUGCAUUUUCUUGGGGACUUGCAAAGGAUCACAGGCUUGGUAUAGGAGAAACCAAGAGUAAAAUCAUUUACAAACCGACACCGAUUGCGAACACGAGCAUGAUUGGAGACUUGAUGGACAAGUUUGAACUUGACUCUUACAAACACACUUCAAUGAGCGGAUAUGAGACUAUUUUGAAUUAUUUCCUGGAUGAACUUCAUUACUCAAGUGACCCUCACAGCAUUAACUGGCGUAACCUCCAAAUUGUUCUCAAAAAUGAAGAAAAAAUUACCAGCGAAGCCUCAAUUAAACUUUUUGAAGAAGACCUUGUAAAGUGUUUGAAGACGCACGUGGACUUUAUUUUAAGUAUGAGCGAGAGUUAUGGUAGAGUAAGAGCACUUCAGUUUAAGCUCUUGUCUAUGGUUAAGGAUUUUUGCACAGCUUUACGGGGUCAAAAAGAGAUUAACACUAAACCCGGUAGGGAAUUUUUUAGCCCGUUCAAGGCCAAACUCACGCAAAUUGAAAAACUCGUUGAAAUACUAUUCCUACAACCAGCUUACUUCGUCAGAUUAGCAAUGUUCUCCCAUGAUCUAGAUCUCGUCUCAAACAUCGUACAUCACGUGUAUGGAGAUAUCCAAGUUCCAAGAGUCCAUAAUCAGUAUUUUGCUCUUUUGAGGUCCUUGCUGAGGGAGGAAACUGCCUUAUUUUUUAAGCCUACAAAUCCUUUAAACGCGUUUUGUUCGCCAUUUUCAAGGAUACUGAGGACAUACGCAAUGAACAAAUAUCUCAUCAUAGAAAACGCACACCUGUUUCUUUCCCAAACUGAUCAACAAUCAGUUGUGUCACAUUUGGCGACAUAUUCAAGCCCAAUUCUAAUUCCUCAAGAAGGAUUCGAGUAUAAGGACCACAAAAGGUAUAAGGAGGGAAUGUGUAGGUUUGGUUCGUUUUUGGUGUUUCUGGCAACAGUGUUGUCUCGUCUGGUUUUGCAUAAUAAUAUUAAGCUUCUUUUCACGCAAAUGUACAAUUUGGUAAGGGAAAAGAUACCCGUAGACUGGGCCUCACCAGCAGUACCACUUGAAUACCUCGCAAUAUUCCCCCUCAUACCAGUCUUCGUUUUCGCCAUUAUACAACCCUUCUUCACUAAUCCCAAUCACAUCUCACAGAUGUGUGGAUUGGGUGUGAUGGGGGAUGAGAAUGUGUUGAAGAAUAUGUGUGUGAUUUCGACUUAUUUCGACUACAUUGUGAACCCUGAGCUAAAGAUGCCGCCGAUGCCUGCGGUACUGACCUCACUUGCCCAGACUUUGUAUAGUAAUCUUUCCCGACUGUUUCUGGAGUAUCUGAGAUCAAUUCUCCACGUUGAGGAUAAUUUUUACACAGACUUGACGAUGCAGAUUUUUAAAAGUCACUUUGACACUGAUUAUGUAAACGUAAGUAUUCCCUCAGACACCGUUGCAAAACUGGUGAAUUUAUGUCACUCCUCAUCACAUUAUCUGAACUUUUCGGCUCACGAUCCGCUUGUGAAGAUAAUUUCCGGCAUCUCUGGGUCGAAGAAAUUGUCCCCAAGUGAUGUGAUUUAUCCCACGGACUUUGUUGAAAAAUUGUCAAAAAGUGGGUUAACCAAUUUUAGGGUGGAUCACAGGUUCAUGGUUUAUGAUAGGAACAUGUCAUUUUGUGCCUUUUCAAACACGUUUGUACCGCAAAAACUUGCAUACAGACAAAGUACUUUUUCCGAAGACUGCGUUAAGUUCAUUUCCGUAAUUGUCAGGUAUGUACCCCUUGGGAAAUAUGACCCCUGUAAGAUUUUACAAGACUCACUGACUCAACUUGAUGAUUUAAGAGUACAGUAUGGCACCUACGAUGACUUGACUGACGAGAUGUUCCUCAAGUCAAAGUACUUUUCAAGCCUUAGCUCGCCUGAUUUUAAGCGGGCUGACAUUGCCAAGGAAGUUUUUAAUACCGUUCAGAAACUUAAAAAUGAUAUAACCCCCACCCUCGUUGGUAAGAGCAUUUUAAAAAAGUGUCUGGAGCGGAUUAGGCAUAGGAAAUACUUACUUUACAUAUAUCAACAUCAAAACGAGAUUGAACAGUGUAGAAGAAACUUUGAAGCUCAGAUAUCUUACAAUGUUGAAUAUCUCAACUCUUGCAUUAAUUCGCUCCACUACGGGCAUAUCGAUCCUGCCAUUAAAAGAGCUGCAAUAAAACACAGAGUUAACUUAUUCACCAUAAAUUCUAAUGUUGAUAGUAAGAAGGCAGAUGGUAAGAAAUCCUAUGGUAAAAGGUCUGAUGGUAAGAAGUCCGAUGGUAAGAGUGUAUCAUUUAGGGAGUAUUCAUGUCUUGAGCUGUACAGGAAUGGAACAUUAGUGCCGGAUGAUUCUGUGGCAACUCGCGUGUUUAACAGGUUAGUCAUGGCAUUUUCAGCCAGUAUUGACACUGGCUGUUAUAUUACGCUUAGAGGAAUUGAUCAUUCAGAUCAUAAGGAACUUGAGUUUCUCAGUUUUGAGCUACUUCAAAAGUUUGUUGAUUCUUCCAACUCAGGAUAUCACCAGAUAUUCACAAACCCCUCAUAUCCCUCUGGAAUGUUCGUAAUCAAAGCUUCAUUCCUUGUUGACACCUUCAUGGCACUCGUUAGAAGUUAACCAUUCAAUUUUUUAUGUCUCA
Molecule: messenger RNA, 5153 nt
Organism: Theileria parva strain Muguga
Lineage: Eukaryota; Apicomplexa; Aconoidasida; Piroplasmida; Theileriidae
Gene: UVR8
Product: Regulator of chromosome condensation (RCC1) repeat family protein
Exons: 16
Coding region: 71-5131 (1686 amino acids)
Source: RefSeq, a predicted model, not a curated record